CCUCAAUUUCGAUCCAGUUUCCUCGGCCCACUAUCCGUGCUGAUACGAGCGGCUAAGUCUUAUUUGGUCAGGAGCCCUGAAUACUCCAGACUUUGGCUGGGAAAUAGCAUGACAUCAGGGGCACCCGCAUCACGUGGUUCUCCGCAGCUGGCUGCCGGAUGCCCUCGAGUGCCGAACACAUCGUCAACCAUCCCAGAUCCCGCUCAUUAGAUCAUGGACACCCCUGAUGUCGUCCCCUCCGAUGACGGGCCAACUGCCCGAUUCCCCCAGCCACCGUCGACUGGCUGCCAGGAGAGAAACCCAACGUUCCCGCAAAGGCUGCCCUGCAUGCCGGAGGCGGAAAAUUAAAUGUGAUGAGCAAAAGCCCAAGUGCGGCCAAUGUGUGCGGAGUGGCCGGUCCUGUCGCAUCAUUGACAGCCUGUUCCGGCCACAUGCUUACUCCUUUCUCACGGGAUCGUCGCCACGCAGCCACGACACUCGCCCGAGAAGUCGGUCUCCCGAUUCCCCCAGGGGCACCCCGGACGUCGCAUGGGCAGCCGGCAGCCCCCAGCCAGGUAAUGCUCACUCCCACGUGAGACUGGAGGUCACUAACCGAUUUGCAGUCGACUUGGGUGGUCUGCAUGCCCCAGACACCGCUCCCACAUCGCCGACCUCCCCUACCCCGACUAAUGUCCUUGCCUUGGUCAAUGCAUUCACUGUAGUUGCCCCAUCAGAGGGGUUCCCUGUAGACAGAGACGCUCUUCCGGUGCCUACGGAGCCUCCCAUCCUGACCACAGAACCAAGUCCCCGUCAGUCGCAUAGCGAUCAUGGGCCACGUCGGCCCAGUCACGAGCAGUCUCGAACACCGGCGGAUCCUUGCUUAUCACAGGAGGAUGCCAUCGCAGAUAGCUAUCAGGAUCGAUGUGAGAUUGCUUUCUUCCUUCGAUAUUUCUCCGAAGAACCUGGGAGGUGGAUGGACCUGGGUAACGACACCCAAUACUUUAGCCGCUAUAUUGUGUCCCUCGCCGAUAUGAGUGCGCUGAUCCGAUACGCUGCCUGCGCGCUGGCAGCCAAGCAGUUGGGGCAGGUAAAGGACCCUGAAUCCAGUAUUCGACAAACGUCCUGCCAUCGGACCAUGUUGAAGGCGUUUUCCAAUUCCAAGCUGGACUUUCUCUGGUACGGGGCCAAAUAUUAUGAGCGGGCGAUUCAGAUUCUUGCCCGCCAGAUCUCCCAUGAAGACCGAUCGGACUGCCAUAUGUCGCCUGCUUGUAUCUACCAAUCCGGAUUGACUCCGCAAAGUGUGGAUUAUAGCGUCCUGGGCGACCAGGAAAUUGCAGCAGCGACGUUUCGUCUUCUGGCUGCAUGCAUACUGUGCCAGUAUGAGGAUUUGAGCGUGACCUUGCGGGCUUGGUCCGGCCAUCUGGAUGGAAUCUACAAACUGCUUCGUCCCCAUCUCAGCGGCGCGGUUGAAUUGCAACCCUCGCAUCCCAUUCCGCAGCCCGCAAAUGUGGUGGAAUCCAUAUUCUGGUUUCUUGCGAUCAACGACAUGAUGGAUGCCUUUGUGUCGCGAAAGCGUACCAGAAUAAAUACCGACGACCUCUCGGUCUGGCGCAAGUUCGGGGGUCUACCUUUAGAUGACACUGGGAGUCUCAUCAUUCACUACACUGACGAGCGACAUGCCGAGUCCAUUCUAUCAAAAGGGUUGGUCCGACUGCUGUGUCUGAUGGUUAAUGCCAACCUGGCCAACGUCAUGGAGUGGAAUUACAUCAACGCGGAGCUAGACCGAUGGCAUAGUAUUCUGCCGUCCAGCUUCCUGUCUCCUGUCAGCUGGCCUCCUUCCCAGUCUGCAACCCAGACGGAUGGCUCACAACCCAACGCUAUCCCCGAAUUAUUCACCCGCGAAACAUGGUUCUCAAGCGACACCUGUGCCAUCGCGAUGGCCUUCUAUCACAUGGCCCGAAUGGUGUUGUUGAUCAACCGACCCUUGGAAUUGUUCUUACAGCAGCAACCCCACCAGCUGGAUCUGCUUGCCACAUACCGGUCUCUGCAAGAAGGCCUUCGUCACCAUGCAUCCGAAAUUGUCCCUAUAGCCCACGGGAUGCCCAGCGAUGUGGUCCGAAAGUACUUGCUCCAGCCCCUUUACGUCGCAGGCCGAUGUCUCCAGGAUAUUAGCGACCGGAAGAGCCUCCUGGCUAUUCUUAGCCAGAUCGACGAUGAUCUCGGGGCUUUUACAGACUACCGCAAGAGGGACCUUUGUGAAGAAUGGGGGAUUCCGUACGAACCGGUCGAGCGAAAUAUUGUAUUAUGACAAUGAGCCAUGUAGCAAUGGAUGCCUGCCGUGCCAUUUGAUUGGGCUGUAUCUGAAGUUCGAUUGCGGGACAGGG
Molecule: messenger RNA, 2363 nt
Organism: Aspergillus sclerotioniger CBS 115572
Lineage: Eukaryota; Fungi; Ascomycota; Eurotiomycetes; Eurotiales; Aspergillaceae
Product: Zn(II)2Cys6 transcription factor domain-containing protein
Exons: 3
Coding region: 227-2287 (686 amino acids)
Biological process (GO): positive regulation of transcription by RNA polymerase II
Cellular component (GO): nucleus
Molecular function (GO): zinc ion binding; transcription cis-regulatory region binding; DNA-binding transcription factor activity, RNA polymerase II-specific
Source: RefSeq, a predicted model, not a curated record